Messenger RNA from Meyerozyma guilliermondii ATCC 6260, 1539 nucleotides. Its product is annotated as aldehyde dehydrogenase family protein. Gene Ontology annotation, molecular function: aldehyde dehydrogenase (NAD+) activity. The transcript has a single exon. Bases 1 to 1539 code for a protein of 512 amino acids. Lineage: Eukaryota; Fungi; Ascomycota; Pichiomycetes; Serinales; Debaryomycetaceae. The record is from RefSeq and is a predicted model, not a curated record.
AUGUCAGUUACAAUUCAAUCGUAUGGCGAUUGCAAGAUCACGAUCAAGACGGGACUAUUCAUUAACAAUGAAUUCAAACCAUCAGUAGGUGGAACAGUUAUGACAACCCCGAAUCCAGCCACUGGUGAAGAUUUGGCCACCAUAAGUUCUGCUACUGCCGAGGACGUGGAUAUUGCCGUUUCUGCGGCCAGAUUGGCGUUUGAGACCACUUGGGGCAAGAAAAGUACUCCAGACCAACGAAGCUCUCUUCUCAACAAAUGGGCUGAAUUGAUUGAAGCUGAUAUUGAUUCUCUCGCUGAACUUGAAAGUCUUGAUAACGGAAAGCCGGUAUGGAUGGCUCGCGACGUGGACAUAGUAGACAGCAUUGGGUGUCUUCGUUACUAUGCUGGACUUGCAGACAAAAUCGAAGGACGUACUAUUGAGCAGCAAGAAGGUAUAAAAUUGGCGUUCACAAGAGCCGAACCUAUAGGUGUAUGUGGUCAAAUUAUUCCCUGGAAUUACCCUAUACAAAUGUUCAUGUGGAAAGUGGCUCCAGCUUUGGCUGCUGGAAAUACAAUUGUGAUAAAGCCUGCUGAGCAGACACCAUUGAGUGCACUUCGUUUGGCUGAAUUGGCAGUUGAAGCAGGAUUUCCUCCUGGAGUCUUAAACGUGGUGAAUGGUCCUGGAGCAGUGACUGGGGAUGCCAUUUCGCGCCAUAUGGAUAUUGACAAAGUUGCCUUUACUGGGUCGACGGUGACAGGGAGAAAAAUCAUGGAAGCUGCUGCAAAGAGUAACCUCAAAAAGGUGACGCUUGAACUAGGAGGAAAGUCACCAGUUGUGGUCUUUGACAGUGUGGAUAUCGAUCAGACUGCUAACUGGGUAUGUAUGGCGAUUCUUUUCAAUCAUGGACAAGAUUGCUGUGCUGGUUCUCGUCUCUUUGUCCAAGAUACCAUCAAGGACGAAUUUCUUGCAACUCUUAAAAAGAAAGUUGAGCAAGUUGAAAUCGGAGACCCCAGUGUCAAGACCACGUUCAUUGGCCCGUUGGUUUCAAAGCAACAGCAGGAGAAGGUGAAAAAGUACAUUCAAUAUGGCAAGGACGAAGGCGCCGUCUGCCUUACCGGAGGUGAAGAUAAAUUGGCAGAUUUACCACAAAAGUUCAAAAAUGGUUUCUUUGUGCCCCCAACAGUGUACACAGAUUGCAAAAAGGGUAUGAAGAUAGUAGACGAUGAAAUAUUCGGACCAGUUCUUGCUGUGCAGACAUUUGAAACAGAAGAAGAAGCAAUUGAGUUGGCAAACGAUACUGCCUAUGGACUCGGAGCUGGUAUUUUCUCCCAAAAUGCCUCUCAAUGUAUGCGUAUGGUUCACGCUAUCAAGGCAGGUACCGUGUGGUGCAACCAGUACAUGGUGCUCAGUAAUGCUGUUCCAUUUGGUGGCAUGAAACAAUCUGGUUUUGGCCGUGAACUCGGUAUCGAGGGAUUGAAAGAGUACACCCAAACCAAGGCAGUGCACUGGAACUAUGGGGAAGAGAUAGAAUGGCCGCUCAAUGGCACAAAUGUAUGA